GUGGGUUAGAACGGGAAAAGAAACUGAGGGAGCCACUAGAAAGGAACCUGGAUGCGGGAGACAAAGGUGCGAAUGUACAGGUAGGCUUUGGGCAGGCAGACGGAACCGGCACUCACCUUGAAUAAUUAGACAAGGUGCUACCUUGACUAUCAAAGGAAGCCAGGCACACCUUGACCUCUCACCAUCUUCUAAACUCCUGGGAUCCCUGAGUGUUUGGGACUCCACCCACCCGUCCAGGCUUCGCCCUGGAGGCCAUAAACUCUAGUGGGGGCUCUGCGGAGGGGGAAUGCUGUGGGAGCUGCUUGCCUCCUCCUGCACCCCCUCUUGUGUCACCAGAGCUGACUGUGGAGGAGUCAAGCUUCCCUGCUGAGGAACUGUGCCAAGAUGGAGAAGUCCCAUGCCUGAAUGUAACAGAUGGAUGUAUGGAGGAGAUGAGCGGUGAGGACCCAAAUUGUAAAAGCAUGGAGAAGAUGGAGCAUAGACUACCUUUCCAGAUCUUCCCUGAGACGUCUUUGCACAGCCUGGACCACGACCGUGAAAAGGAACGUCUUCCCUCUAUUGUUGUGGAGCCCACCGAGCUGAGUGAAGUGGAGAGCGGAGAGCUGCGCUGGCCUCCGGAGAACAUAGACAUGGAGGACGAUGAGGAGGACCUGUUCUUGGAGCAGUGCAUCCCCCCAGCAAACAUUGCAGACUGGGGAGACGAGGAGGAGGAAGAGGAGACGUCACUUAUACUGAGCCAGCAGCCAGGCUUGACCCUCAUCGACCUACAGUCUGAGGCAUUUAUAGACGAUACUCCAACGCUCCCACCAAGCAGCACUCCAGCUUUCAACUGACCUCUCCUCCAGGAGUUCACCACCUCAGCAGAUGAUGAAACAUCCUGACCUGAACUGUGACAAAAGAUUACGCACGGGUAACCAAUGGCAACAUAUCGCAAUAUGUUAAAUUAUAAAUUACUACAUGCUGAUAUCGACGUGUGCAGCAACAUUGAUGCCGUGAUGUGAACAUGAGCACACUUACACAGAUGUACACAGUCGGCUUGCUGACAUCUGUGAUUUAAGCAACUUUGUUUUAUUUUUAAGGGGACAUUUGCUGACGUUUUGAUUUAAGUUUCAUUUCCCUUUUUAUUUUCCAACUUUUCAAAAGCUCACUAACGUCACAACCCAAGAUAAAGGAACAUCCUGUCACGGCAACAAUCUGUUCUUGCAUUGAAGUUAUACUCCUUUUCUUUACUUGGUCACGGUAUCUUUUGCAGAAAUCAGCCUGCACUUCAAAAAACCUUUUGCCGGUAGACAACAUUGGAGGCGUUUUAGGAGAUUAACCUGGUUGUUUGAUUCAGUAUGUAGUUUUUUUAAAAGCAACGUAAAAAAUGAAAGAAAGAAAAAAUAGAUUCAGUUGCUCGCUGGAUUUAUGAGGCUUAGAUGUCCACAUGAAUUUCCUCUUAGACACUACCUUCUAAACUAAAUUUGUCGAUGCGGCAUGACAAAUAGAAUGUUACUGUGUCCAUCGUGGGAAUUACAGAUCUUGACGAAUGUGUAUUUUCUGCAAAGUUGCGAAAAUCAACCAAAAUGAACUUUAAAAUGAGGCAUCAUUUUGCUCUUUCUGCAUUUUAUGACAACAAAGGAAGCCAGCGAGAACCACAGUUGUUCAGUUAAACUACUGCACGUGUGUGUUGCCUGAAUUGUGAAUGACUUGUAUAUAUAGAAAAAACGGAAAUGUUAUAAAAUGAAUAUUAU
Messenger RNA from Cololabis saira (Pacific saury), 1733 nucleotides. RefSeq names its product LBH regulator of WNT signaling pathway, like (gene lbhl). The record is from RefSeq and is a predicted model, not a curated record. Bases 423 to 833 code for a protein of 136 amino acids. NCBI's taxonomy places the organism in Eukaryota, Metazoa, Chordata, Actinopteri, Beloniformes, Belonidae. Gene Ontology annotation, biological process: positive regulation of DNA-templated transcription. Gene Ontology annotation, cellular component: nucleus. The transcript is spliced from 4 exons.